Molecule: messenger RNA, 734 nt
Organism: Cydia splendana
Lineage: Eukaryota; Metazoa; Arthropoda; Insecta; Lepidoptera; Tortricidae
Exons: 5
Coding region: 255-734 (159 amino acids)
Source: RefSeq, a predicted model, not a curated record
AGGUUGUUUAUGAUUUUACCUGCCUUAAAUGCCAUGUAAUUUGGCACUUUAUUACAAGACCGCUUAGUGCCAUUAUGAAUUACUAACAAAACAUAAACACAGUUACAAAACUACCCCUCUCCGCUAACAAUGGUUAAUCUCGAGCCGGCCGGCGUUUUGCAGUUUUUGCACUGCUCAUUACAAAGUUGUGUCUUACACAGUGUGCUUGUCUGUUCCCUUAGAAUUAGUGAAACAGUGUGAUAAUAGUUUUAGUGAUGGCAAAUAUUAUUGACGUGGAAAUGGAUACGUGUGAACCAGAUAGCACGGUGGAAAUCAUCGAUGUGGAAGAAGAGCCAGUGACUGAGGAGCGAACUCCGUUGCAGGUUUUGAGUUAUGAGCUUGUGGAAAGGCAGAAUAUGUGUGCAGCUAUGGUGGCGGCCAGUAUUCGAGACAGAGACCGCGUCCGUACACAACUAGAGGAAGCCCGCAAACGACGGGAGAGCGUCACGACGGAUUAUCUGCAGGUGACGCAGUUGAGUAAAAAUGCUACUCGAAGCCUCGCGGACGUCAAAACUUCACUUGAGGACGCCAUGAGGAAGCGCGUUGCUCUGCUGAAAGAAAUCGAAACUGAAAAGAUGUGGAGACCGCCGAGCGCUGAAAUGUGUUUAAAAAAGCAGCAGGAACUAAAGGAAAGAGUAGAACAUAUGAGAGCCAUUUUGGGCAUGGGCAAAAUACGCACACCCGAUGAUUGUUGA